Meloidogyne enterolobii is the source of this 897-nucleotide messenger RNA. NCBI's taxonomy places the organism in Eukaryota, Metazoa, Nematoda, Chromadorea, Rhabditida, Meloidogynidae. The record is from the annotation of a GenBank genome assembly.
AUGGCCGGAACAAGUUUGUCUCUUGGAGCUAAUGUGACUGACCCUGGUGGUCUCGAGUCCUUAGAUGCUCGUGUACUGCAAUUGCUCGCUCAACGACCUGACGGAUUUAGUAAUGCAGAACUUCUUAAAGAAAUGUCGGCUAUGCAGCCUUCUAAUGAAACUCCUACAACCGCGGUCGAGUUGGGUGCAGUUGUGAAUCGGCUUCUUUCUGAAUCAAAAAUAGAAAUGUUAAGACGUGCAGAUCAAGCUAGUGGUGGAAGUGAUUUUUAUUUGCGUUUAAAGAAAGGCAGUGAUUUGACUAAUGUUAGUCCUGAAGAACAAUUGGUUUACUCAAUCGUUGAAGAAGCAAAGAGAAUGGGUGUUUGGAUUAGAGAUAUUCGUGAACGAUCUGGUCUGAACGAUUUACAAAUGAGACGUGUACUAAAAGCGCUUGAACAAAGAAAAUUGAUUCGAUCUAUUAAAGCAGCAGGAACAACUAGAAAAACUUAUAUUCUUUAUGGUCUCGAAGCAGACGAAUCUUUAACUGGGGGUACAUUUUAUUCUGAUCAACAAUUGGACUCUGAAUUUGUCCAAACACUUAUUCAUGUUUGUACUAAUUGGUUAUUGCAACGAGCUCGGCAAGCCGAAGAAUUACAUCGUUCAGAUCCAGUUGCACAACGCAUAUGCCGUGUGCAACUUGGUACUGCAGAUGUUGAAAGUGUGCUUGAUAUAGCUGUUUUAGAUGGGCGUAUGGAGAAAAGACUUGAUCGCUCUUAUAGAGCACUUCGACUACGGAAACGUACAACACCCUUAGCUUCUAUUCCAUGUUUACAAUGCCCAAUGAGUGGAGAAUGUACACCCGGUCAUGUAAUAUCACCAGAGAAUUGUGAAUAUUUUAGACAAUAUUUUGAACUUUAA